This is a messenger RNA of Helianthus annuus (common sunflower), 348 nucleotides long. RefSeq lists its product as uncharacterized. Lineage: Eukaryota; Viridiplantae; Streptophyta; Magnoliopsida; Asterales; Asteraceae. The transcript has a single exon. The coding region runs from base 1 to 348 and encodes 115 amino acids. The record is from RefSeq and is a predicted model, not a curated record.
AUGCAUGUUUUGUCCGAUUGUUUAAUCGCUACCAACGUUUGGGAUGGGAUUGGUAGAUGGUGCCGCUUAGACCCGAUUUAUGCGUUCAAGAUUAAGGAUCUGUUAGAAGUGUACAAGUCGAUGAACGGAAGCAAGAAGGGGAAAAAGAUUGUGCACGGGAUUGUCAUUGUCACCAUGUGGUCGAUGUGGAAAGCGAGGAAUGAUUCGAUUUUUAAUGGGAAGCGGCCUAACGUGGAAAACAUCGUGGCGAGUUUAAAGUCUAUCACGUUUUUAUGGGCUAAAAGUAGAUUAAAAUGUAAUAGGGUUGUUUGGAAAGAUUGGUGUUGUUUUCCAUUGUAUAUGUUGUAA